GACCCCACAACCCAUAAGGUUAUGUGAAUGUUGACAUAGAAUAACAAACAAUCUUGUAACUAUCUCUAUGUUUUUCUCCUUUUAUCACAUACACAUAAUAACCAACCUCCCUUCUGGAAUGCAUCAUUUCUUUCUCUCAUCACUUUUCCUCACAACUCUCUCAAACAAAGGAUGAAGUUACUUGGGUGGAUGCACAGAAAAUUUCGUCAGAAUACCGCUGAACCCUUCAAAGACUUGGUCAUCGGGACUUGUGAUGAUGAACACAACUACCCGAAUCCCAAAGGAAGCUUUGGGAAUUACAAACAUGUGAAACAAAGUCAGAAAGAGCAGACGAUAAGAAAAUCUUUCGCUGGUGUGGAAGACGAUGAGUACGACGAAGAUUCAGCGGGUGCCAUGUACGAGCUCUUCCACGGCUUCCUGGCGAUUGGAACCCUGGGUUCGGAGCCCUCAACAACGCCAACAUUUGCCAUAUCUGUGGAGAACAUAACCGAAAAGGAAGAUGAAGUCACUGAGAACGAACUGAAGCUGAUAAACGACGAGCUGGAGAAAGUUCUGGGAGCGGAUGAUGAGUCGUCGUGUGGGAGAAACAGCCAUGUGAGCAAUGGGAGAAGCAGCCAUGGAAGCAUAAUAACGCUGAGCGGGAAGCCGUUGUUGGAAGGUGGAGGAGAGUCAAACGGGAAUGGAAGUGCCGUUUGCCCACUUCAGGGGUAUCUGUUUGGAUCGGCGAUUGAGUUGUCAGAAACCACAACCGUGGCUGUGGCAAAGCAGAAGGAGCACAGGACUUCGCUCGGCGAGCUGUUCCAGCGAACCAAGCUGGCUGAGGAGAGCAUUGGAGGAAAUAAUAAGGAUGAUAACAAGAGAACUGAGAGGGAAGCAGACAAAUCUGCCAUGCAUCUCAUGAAAAAAAAGCUCAAGAAAAGAAUGCUUCACACUUCUUCCCGAACCUCCUCCACUGCACAACCUCCUGUUGAUUCUGCUUCAGCUGAGAGAAAACUGCAUAAGAUUCUGCAUAUGUUUCACAGAAAAGUUCAUCCUGAAAAUUGUACGGGUGCACAGAAGUGUGAUAAAUACCAAAAGAAUGAGAACAAGAAGAAAACAAUGAGUGAGGUGGUGCAGGGAGAGGACGAUAUAAUGAUACACCCCAAAAGAGCAGUGUCAAAGGAAAACAUCAUGCGACAAUAUUAUAAGAUCCAACCAAAUCCAUUCCACUUUGCUCUUGGCUGUGAAGAUUCAUCUGACAAUAAGGAGCACUGGAUCAAAACAGAUGCUGAUUACUUGGUGUUGGAGCUCUGAAGAUGGAAGACUGAUGUUGGGCUGCAGCAGCAAUAUAUGAUAUGAUAUGAUAUUGAAAAGAGUACGUUUGGGAGAAGAAGUAAAUAAGAGAGGUAGUCCCUCUAAUUACCUCUUAGUAGUGUAUACAAUAUAGUAAUAAUUAAUAAUAGACAGUAUCUGUGGUUGAAAUAAAAUUGUGAAUGAUGUAUAAAUGAAGUAUAUAAAAGAUAAUGUAUGUAUAUGGUGUGCAAUGCAAGGACAAAAGAAACAUUGGAGAUUGAAAGGAGUGGUAGAAGACCAUUAUAUAUGUGUGUGCAGAGUAUCUCAGUUGUUUAUUUCUAUGGAUCUUUAUGUUUGUUUCAAACUUACAACCUUA
This is a messenger RNA of Vigna unguiculata (cowpea), 1648 nucleotides long. Its product is annotated as protein LAZY 1-like. NCBI's taxonomy places the organism in Eukaryota, Viridiplantae, Streptophyta, Magnoliopsida, Fabales, Fabaceae. The record is from RefSeq and is a predicted model, not a curated record. Gene Ontology annotation, biological process: regulation of auxin polar transport; gravitropism.